GGGAGGUUACUCCAUCUGCUUUCGUUUUCGGAAAAAGAAAGUCAGAGAUGUUUUUUUGGUAAAAACUGGGGCCAAUAGGGAUCAAUUGAGUAAAAGUGGGACCAAUAUUGACAGCCCCAGAGGCAAACAGAAAACUGGCAAAUCAUGAGUCUUACAAAAGUACUUUGGUCACCAAUCAAUAGUGAUAAGUUUCUGAGCUACUGUGGAACCAAAAUAAAUCUUUAUAAUGUUAUAAAAUAUGAAGAAAAAAUAGGCUCGCAUGGAACACAAGGAAAAAUAUUAUCAGAAGAUUCAGUGGCUAUACCUCAAGGAGAACAGUUGGAAAUUAACUUAUUAAAGACAGUUGAAUGGUGUCCAAAACCAGACCAUGAUGACAUUAUAGCAUGUGGACUGGUCAAUGGUAAAGUCCAGUUAAGAAGUUUUGAUAAGGACAGCAAUAGUGACUUGGUUGACAAGGAAUUUGUACCAAGACAUCCAAGGCAUUGUUUAUAUUUAUUUUGGAACCAUAUGGACAGUAGUUUGUUGGCUGAGGGAUUAGACAAGUCAAGAAAUGAUAGCUGUAUACUGAUCUGGAAUGUUAAGUCUGGUGGAGAAUAUGAACGACAGAGAUAUAGCUCUAAUACUAGUGAAUCUUCAUCUAUCUACAAACCAUUCUUAGAAAUAGGUAAUUACAAUGACAUGACUGCCUCAUUUAGUUGGUUCCGUAAAGAUAGCAGAUUAUUUGUAUGUGGAAUGAACAAUCGACAUCUUAGGAUAUACGAUCUCAGGGAUGCGAAAGAGCCAAAACAAUCAACAACAACAAAACUUAUCAAUGGUGUGGUCACAGAUCCUAAAAAUCAGAACAGAAUAGCUUCUUUUCAUGAGAACAAUGUGUCAGUUUGGGAUACCAGACAUUUUGAUAAACCUAUUUUAACAUUGCAAGAACCCAAAAAUAUAGUCAAGCUGAGAUGGUGUCCUACAAGGAAUGGUUUUCUAGGAGUUUUAUAUCGAGAAAGUACUUCAGUCAAAUUAUAUGACAUCAGACACACUCCUCAAGGUAUAGAUGAACUUGAACCUAACUACAUUGACAGGACUAUAUCUCCUAACAGUGGUGGACAAUAUGUGACUGCCUUCAAUUGGCAUCCCAAACAAGAAAACAGACUACUGAUUGCAUGCGCAAAUGGUGCUAUCAAAGAUAUGAUAGUACAUGAAAGAAUUCCUGUGAUAUGGUCUCCACAGUUUCAUAUAACCUGGGGUAAUGGAAAGAAAUUAGUAGACCAGGAACUCAAAUCUACAGACAUAUCACUUCUGAUGAAAGAAAGAGCUUCUAAAGGAUACGGGUUACAGUCUGAUCAUGUUUUCCACAAUGUACAACUAGUGAAAGAAGAUGCCAAGCUGUAUGGUAUGUGGAGAUGGUUAUCAUUAUCCCAUGAUAUGGUUGAAGAACCCAAAUCUCAGGGUCAAUCCUAUAAACACAGUGGUGUAUAUCAUCUGAUGGACUUCAACAAAGGCAGUACCAUGAAAUAUCAGUCAUUCCAGUAUACAGAUGGUAGUACUGGUACCAAAUACUUUAUGAGACAGUAUCUCAGUGAAGAAAGAGACAAGGUUUUACAGUUGUGUGGCUGGGGUAACAGUGAUAACACAGAAGGGUUAAAUCUUUUUCUCAAAGAAUUACAUAAGAAUGGACAGACAUCCAAAGCUGCAGCCAUAGCACUGUUUAACUUGAAGUUUGGACAAACUAUAGAAAUACUCAGCGGAAAAUACAAGCAUCAAACAGAAGACAGUACAAUGAUGAAUGCUGUUGCCAUGGCUAUAUCAGGUUACUCAGAAGAUAAACAAACAUUAUGGAGGAAAACCUGUUCCGCAUUACUACACAAGUUAAAUGAUCCAUACCUCAGAGCAAUAUUUGCAUUUUUAUCAUGUGAAAAAGACAAUUAUCAAGAAAUUCUGGACAUGAAGGAUCUUAAUCUAUGUGACAGAGUGGCUUUUGCUGCACUAUAUCUUUCAGACAGUAAGCUUCAAGAGUUUAUGGAAUCAUUGAUAAAGGAAGUGAAAGAAAAUGGAGAUUUGGAUGGUUUGUUGUUAACAGGUUUAACAAGUGAUGGUAUAGACCUAUUACAAAGACACCUAGAUAGAACUGGUGACAUACAGACUGUAGCUUUAGCCAUUGUUUAUAGCUUGCCUUGCGAUAUUACUAAAGAAGACAAAGAAAAAGUGGUCAUGUGGAUCCAAUGCUACAGAGAAAUGUUAGACAGGUGGCAGCUGUGGCACUACAGAGCCAAACUUGACAUCAUUUGGCACCAUAAUGAUAUUAGUACCAGAGUACCAUCGCAGGCUUUCAUCAGUUGUAAUUUCUGUGGCAAAAGUAUUGCCUGUAACCUGCCUAUGGUACAAAGAUCUUUACCUUUUAUGUCAGGUCCUAUGGCAGCUAAUUUUAACAGACCAAAGGUAACCUGCUGUCCAGGAUGUAGGAAGCCAUUACCUCGUUGUGCACUGUGUCUAACAAACUUAGGCACCCCUUCAGGUACAGGGUUGUACCAUCAUAAGGAAAAAUUGGGUUUAGACAGUAAAUUAUCUCCCUUUCAAGACUGGUUUUCUUGGUGUCAAUCUUGUCGUCAUGGUGGACAUGUUUCCCAUUUAUUUGAAUGGUUUGAUGAACAUUCAGAAUGUCCGGUAACAGGAUGUACAUGUAAUUGUGUAUCCAGAGAUCAUCUAGAAAGACUAAGUUUAAAAGCAGUGGUGUGACACAAAAUAAAAUUUUAUAUAUUUCUUGCAAUGUUCUCAAUAUGUCACAAGCUUUAAUAUCAAA
This is a messenger RNA of Mytilus trossulus (common blue mussel), 2788 nucleotides long. RefSeq names its product GATOR2 complex protein MIOS-like. Gene Ontology annotation, biological process: cellular response to amino acid starvation; positive regulation of TORC1 signaling. Gene Ontology annotation, molecular function: protein binding. NCBI's taxonomy places the organism in Eukaryota, Metazoa, Mollusca, Bivalvia, Mytilida, Mytilidae. The transcript has 27 exons. Gene Ontology annotation, cellular component: cytoplasm. The coding region runs from base 145 to 2724 and encodes 859 amino acids. The record is from RefSeq and is a predicted model, not a curated record.